AUGCAAUUAUAAGAUUAGAAUAGAGAUCUCUUAAGGUAAGUUGCUAAUCUUGAGAAUGACUUACAAAAAAACGAAGAAGAAUUGAGAUAAUUAAGGAGAAAUAAUAAAAAUUCUUAAAAUUUUGAUAAGAAUGCAUAACAGAUGAUCUUGAAAGAUAGGGAGAUAUUGCAUUUAUAAUCAGUUGUAGAAAGAUUGGAAGGAAUGAAUAAAUAAUUGUAAUAGGAGUGUGAUAGACUGGCUGCUAAAAUUUAAUUAACUUCACAUGAAAACACUUUAUUAAGCAGAACAAAUAGAGAAAUUAGUCAAAUGGGAAAAUUAUUAAUUGAGGGAUAAUAAAUAAAGGAGAUGUUGGAGAAGAAAAAAUAUGAAAAACCAUUGACAUUUACCAACAAUAAGGCUCCUUAAGUGAUAUAAUAGUUGCAGUUACAUAGUAGAAGACCAUCUGUAAAAAAAUCUUGA
Molecule: messenger RNA, 459 nt
Organism: Paramecium tetraurelia
Lineage: Eukaryota; Ciliophora; Oligohymenophorea; Peniculida; Parameciidae
Exons: 2
Source: RefSeq, a predicted model, not a curated record